Messenger RNA from Gossypium raimondii (Peruvian cotton), 1482 nucleotides. RefSeq lists its product as uncharacterized. Lineage: Eukaryota; Viridiplantae; Streptophyta; Magnoliopsida; Malvales; Malvaceae. Gene Ontology annotation, cellular component: plasma membrane; plasmodesma. Bases 1 to 1482 code for a protein of 493 amino acids. The record is from RefSeq and is a predicted model, not a curated record. The transcript is spliced from 7 exons.
AUGUAUAGGCCUAAAAAAUUGAAGCAAUUUUAUAAUAUACCAGCUUUGUUUCUUAUUUUAUCAACAUUGUUUUCUGUUUCUCAUGGUAGACAAAAUGAGAAUGUUGAUUUGCAAUCCGAUGGAAUUAUGAGGUUGGUGAAGCGAAAAAUGGAAGAAACUGAAUCAAGAAAUUCGUCUAUUAUAUUAGCUAAGGAAGAGACAGAGAGGCCUGAUCCUUUGAAUAAAUUUAAAGAUUACAAAGGAGGAUGGGAUAUAACAAGCAAACAUUACCUUGCUUCUGUUGGUUAUAGUUCAGCUCCUUUCGCCCUCAUGGCUAUAGUCUGGUUUAUGUUGUUCGGUAUUUUUCUACUUUGUGCUUGCAUCUGUUGCUGCUGUUGCCACCGCAACAAGCCCUACGGUUAUUCUCGACUUGCUUAUGCAUGUUCUCUCAUCUUUCUCAUACUUUUCACCAUUGCUGCUGUUGCUGGAUGUGCUUUAAUGUUCACUGGAGAAGGAAAGUUUCUGGCCAGUGUAAAUGAUGUUUCACAUUACAUUGUGACUCAAGGAUUAAGCAUCUACGAUAAUAUUAUAGGCAUACAAAAUUUUCUUAUAUCUGCCAAGAAUGUUGUUCUGAACAAUAAGUUUGUACCCGAUGAUCUUAAAGGCGAGGUUGACAAGGCCAACAAGUUAAUCGACUCCGUAGGAAGCCUUCCUCGUAUCAAAUCGCAAGACAUCACAGAUGAAAUAAGAAAGUUACUCAAACAAAUCAACAGUGCUCUUAUCACUAUUACUGUUUUCAUGCUCCUCUUGGAAUUUCUUGGAUUCUUAUCAGAUACAUGCAUUGCAAUGGACGAAUGGAUUCAAGACCCGAUGGCCGAUUCAGCAAUGGGGGAAGUUCUCCCUUGUUUUGACAUGGCAUUCGGCGAAGAGAUCAAGGAAGCAGGGAAAGGAGUAACCACAAAUGUUAACGAUUUACUGAACCAAUUCAUUACCGUUUUAGCCAACAACAAUACCGCAAACAAUCAAUCCGGUCCAUUAGUGCCUUUAAUCUGCGACCCAUACAAACAUGGCGACUCUCAGGAGAGUUGCGGUGAUGAAGUUCCCUUGAAAAAUGCAACAGAGGAGUGGGAGAAAUAUGUAUGUCAAGUUUCAGAAGAUGGUGAUUGCACCACACCAGGCCGUCUAACACCAGACAUGUAUACUGAGAUGAUUAAAGCAGUGAAUAUAAGCAACGGGUUAUAUGACUAUAAUCCCUUCAUUGCUGGUGUUGCUGACUGCAGCAUAAUCCAAGACACUUUGAGAAAUAUAACCACAAACCAUUGUCCAGGUCUGAAGAAAUACAGCGAAUGGGUUUACUGUGGCUUAGUCGCCGCCACUGGUUCUGUGAUGUUUUCGUUGUUCUUUUGGGUGUUAUACGCUAGAGAAAGGCGGCAUCGGAAGUAUACGAAAAGGAUCAAUAAAGGAUACGAUGAGUCGCCUCUUGUUGGAGGGAAGAAGCUGUAA